Molecule: messenger RNA, 1603 nt
Organism: Ruditapes philippinarum (Manila clam)
Lineage: Eukaryota; Metazoa; Mollusca; Bivalvia; Venerida; Veneridae
Exons: 6
Coding region: 160-960 (266 amino acids)
Source: RefSeq, a predicted model, not a curated record
UUGUGUUUAUAUCAAAAGGUGAAGGUCGUGGGAUCGGAAAAUGUCAACAAAGAAUUACCAAAGUCCAAAUCAACCACUUUAACCUCUUAAACGACUCUUUUGAUCGCUAUAUUACUCAGUUUUACAUCUUUUUGUCUCAUGGCUUGAUGUUACUGACUCAUGACACUCAUCAUGUUGUCUGUAUCAGUGAAAACUGUUCUGAUUUUCCUUGUAAUUUUGGUGCCUGGUUUUUACGUUGCAAGUGGGAGUAAGUGUACAAAUGUACUCAAGAAGACAGAGGUGUUAGAAGUGGUGGUAAAGGAACCAUGUAUACAGAAGUACACUGCAAGAUGUGGCUGGCUAAGUCUCAAUUACUGUACAUUCUAUCACAACACACAUUGUGAUAAGAAGGUGAAUGAGACAAUAGAGAAAUAUUAUGUGAAAACAGAUUGCUGCAAAGGUUUCUUCAUGGCAAUGAAUGGAACCUGUAUUGAGAAGAAACCAGGUGUUGUAUAUCACGAUAUUAAGCCAACUCCUCAAGUUUCUGUCAGUUCUGCAGUUGAUCCUAAUCACAAGGAACUUGUGAUUCUGGGACAGAAGACAGAAAAGAAAGUAAAGAUGGAGAUAUCGGGCGGAGGGUAUGCUGGUAUAGCAUGUGGACUUGUUUUAAUUAUAACCAUUGCAGCUUUCAUUUUUAUAGCAGUACAAAAAAGGAAAAAGAAAAAACAGUCAAUGAAAACUCACAUGGCAAACCAGGUCAUAUAUGAAGCAGGAAAUCAACCUAUAGUGAGGAAUGCUGGGAGCUCAAGGACUCCUAGUGUUCAGUUUUCAAGAAGUUCAAGGGAAGCAACUCCAUCAUCAUCAAGGAUGGUAACUCCGCCUACUUCUCCCACUUCUCCCAUAAAGACAACAGUUCCUGUAGAGCAACCAUUGAUAAAUAAAACUUUGACAGAAGAUGAUAUCCCAGAGUCAAAUGUCUAGUCAUAUGGUAUCACAUUUAUAUUUUAAUAUGAUUGUUUUUCUUAUUUUUCCCUAGUACUGAUCAUUUUCUUUAUGUAUUUUCAUUAUUGAAACAAUUUCAUUUGCAAAGUUUCAUAGACAUUUUUUCACCUCUUUAACAGUUUUAGAUAUGACCUUAAAUUUAGGAUUUAACAAUUCUACUUCUUCACUGUCUCCACACAUCUGUAUAUAAUGUUCAGGGUCUAUCAUAUGAAAAAUAUCCUGUUUUGCUUAGUUGCCAUUUUUAUUCUUUUUAGAAAGAGAAGAAAUUUGUGAAUUGUAAGUUAAGCUUUUUAAAUUGACAGUUAAAGGGAUUUAAAGGGGUUUUAACUUUAGAUAAAGUUUUUAGAUAUCACAAUUGGUUUAUUUAUAAGAAUUGAUAUUGUUGAUUAUUAUAAUAAACACACCAGAAAAAAGUUAAACAUAACUUCAUAUCAUAUUGUAAUUAGGAGUAAAGUGUGAUUGUUUACUGCCGCUUAUAUGACAAAAGAUAUAACUACUAUGUGUCAAUGUCAAUAAAUCAUACUUUCAAAUAUUGAUGAUCAUAGGUGAUAAAUAGUGUGUAGAAAAAUCUUGUCAAGCCAGGUCAGACAUUACACAGGAGAUAUAUAUUGGAAUUCAAGUU